Salvelinus namaycush (lake trout) is the source of this 1479-nucleotide messenger RNA. RefSeq names its product Glyco_hydro_56 domain-containing protein. NCBI's taxonomy places the organism in Eukaryota, Metazoa, Chordata, Actinopteri, Salmoniformes, Salmonidae. The coding region runs from base 1 to 1479 and encodes 492 amino acids. The transcript is spliced from 5 exons. The record is from RefSeq and is a predicted model, not a curated record. Gene Ontology annotation, molecular function: hyalurononglucosaminidase activity. Gene Ontology annotation, biological process: hyaluronan catabolic process; carbohydrate metabolic process.
AUGUCCCCAGUAUGGAAAGGUGAGAUGCUACACCCCCACCUGUGUCACAGGACUCGUCUGCAGCUGGCACGCACCCCUCUGUCACCAGGGCAGCCUUUUCUAGUACUAUGGGGAAUCCCCAACAAGGCGUGUUCUGGACGACCUGACCCAGGAGCCUUUGGGAUGGAGAGAGAGGGCCGCGUGUCCAUGUUUUAUGAGGACACUCUGGGGAAGUACCCCUAUUACACUAACCAGGACCAGCCGGUGAACGGAGGCCUUCCCCAACACACCAGACUGGAUGGACACCUCCAGAAGACAGGGGAGGACCUGGCGGCAGCGCUACCAUCCAUAGGCUACCAGGGCCUGGGGGUACUGCGUUGGGGCCAGUGGUCCCCGCAGUGGGGAAGGAACCGUGAGAAACAGGGCAUCUACCUGGAGGGCUCCAGGGCUCUGCUGAGGACCUUCUUCCCUGACUGGACCACGGAGGAGGUGGAGAAGUGGUCUCAGGUGGACUUUGAGGCAGCGUCCCAGUCCAUCCUCAUGGAGACCCUGUGGGAGGUGAGGAGGCUCCGCCCCAAGGCUCUGUGGGGCGUGACCCCGUACCCCAACUGUUACAACUCCGGCCCCGCCCAGUUGCUGUCCAAUUACACGGGUCGCUGUCCCGCCGCCGAGAUGGCAUUGAACGACGAGCUGCUGUGGCUCUGGAAAUGCUGCUCUGCUCUCUACCCCGCCCUCACACUAGAGAAGCUGCAGGGUGGGACCUCAGGGGCCAGACUGUACACGUCCAAUCAGAUCCGAGAGGCACUGAGAGUGGCAAGCUUGGCCGGGGCCGCCUACGACCUUCCUGUGUUCCCAUUGGUCAGGAGUGUCUAUACAUCGACCAAUACUUUUCUGUCUGAGGUGGACCUGGUCAACACCAUUGGUGAGAGUGCUGCCAUGGGGGCAGCAGGGGUUGUCCUCUGGGAGAAAGAUCAAGGUGUCUUCUCUACAAGGACUCAGAGAGCCUGCUCAGAGCUGGCCACGUUUGUGCGUGAGGUUCUGGGCCUGUACGCCGUCAACGUGACCACAGCCGCCCGCCUGUGCGGCGUCUCCCUGUGCCAGGGGCGUGGCCGCUGCGUGCGCCGCAAACCCGAGAGCUCCGCCUACCUGCACUUGCCGCCCUCCAACUUCGUGAUGACGCAGAGGAAGGUGGAGGGGGUACAGGCCACAGGCCAGCUGGACCCUGGCAACCUGGAGGCCUGGAAGAGGGACUUCCAGUGCCAGUGGUAUGAGUCCCUGGAGGGGGCAGCCACCGACGAGGAGCUCCCCAAGGACAGGGCACAGGGAGCCCUUCCCCCCACCCUGAAUGCCCCCUUGUCGAGUGAGCUGAACCAAGAGACCAGGCCCACCCUCGCUCUGUCAGACCACAGCGGACCAUCACUCACGGCACCUCUCCUCCCUCUACUGCUGGUAUUAGCCACAGCUCUAAGCCUGAACACAGACUUAUGCCUGAACCUCUGA